AUGAUGAUGAUGAUGCCUGCAAAUCGUCCUGUGAAAUUUCUCAAGUUGUGCGUGCGUGUGUGCGUGCGUGUGCGCGUGUGCCAUUCCUGGUGCUUGAAACCAGAACUUGGGAGCUUGUCUCUGAUUUUCGCCCUACCACCAAGCCACAACUCUACUUCCAGCUCCUUUUUUGUAAACUGGAGCAUUUAUGACAUUAACAAAGAAAAGGACCAUGUCAACAAUUCUAGGUGUCUAUGUGAUGAAUUAAAACCACCCUUACAUUCAGUCUUAGAGAACAAUAAUAGAAGGAUUCUAUCAGAAGACAUUUUUCAGACGGUGUCUCUGAGUUCAGAUUCUCUCUUCCAGAGGGCGGUUUCAAUUCUCCAUACUUCUUACUUGGAUUCUGCAUCUGAGCAUGGGUUUCAGUACAGUCACGUGACUUUUGUGAAGAAUGACUUUUUCUUAAAUGAGUACAAAGCUUUUUACCAACAAAAACAAACAAGUAAUUAUACUGAGGAAGAACUUCAAGAAACUUAUGGAUUUUUUCUGCUUGAAACUGAAAAUCAGGCAAAAUUGAUAUGUCAACGUGGACUCUGUGUUGGCAGCAGUACUGUUACCACGCUUGGUGAUCCUGCCAAAGGUGUAUAUGUUUCCAAAUAUUCAGACUAUCUUCAUCCAAGACCAUGGUAUCAUGGGAAAUCUGGUUAUAUUGUAAUUUUUAAUAUAAUUAAGGGAAAAGUCAAGUUUGUAUCUGAGAAUUACACAGUUAACUACACUAGGCCAUCUUCUGGCUAUGACUGCCAUGUGGCUAAACAUGCUAACAAAGUUUCUGACAAGACAAGCCAUUUUCGUGCCUUCGAACUGAGUCAGUGUUACUUCUAUGAACUUUCAGGCAACACUAUUAUUAGUCGACCUAGACAAAUCUGUCCUUUUUUAAUUGUAGCUUUUCAAUACAGGGAACCUAAAACCAUGGCAGCACCAACUUAUGAAAGCAUAUUUGAACUCUGUUUAGAUGCUCCCAUCUCUCCGUGGAAAGGAAAAUUAAUUGUUCAAGGUUGUGUGCUAUGUGAUAUAACUCUUCGGUCUACUUAUAGCACAAUGAUUCCAUCGCAACUACCACGGGAACUAGAUUUUAAAUACAUAAUGAAAGUGUCUUCUCUGAAAGAAAAACUACCAGAAGCUGCCUUUAGAAAACAGAAUUACUUGGAGCAGAAAGUUUGUUGCCAGGAUUUGUGCUUUGAUUUGUAUGAGGUGGAACUGUCAAAUAAACAAGGAGACAACUUAGAUAAGCUAAUAGAAUAUAUUAAAAGUAAGCAAUUGGCAAUUGUCAAGUGCUUAGAAGAUAGAGAAGUUUUCGUUUUACUUACAUCAUCGGCCUUAAUACCAGCACCAGAUUUUGAAGAGGAGCAGAUGGGUAUAUAUGGGUUACAUUUAUUCCAUUCACCUCUGUCAACAGUAGGGGUGAAGGAUUGGAAAGUCGGAGAUGACCUGUCUUCGAAAGUGAUACCUAUAAUACCUGCGCUAAAUUGUGCCCUGCUAGAAGCAAAGAAAUCACUUCUUGAAGAAAGAACCCAUCCAAACACAUUGGUGCAGUGCAGUUUACAAGCACGCUCCAGAGCGGACAGUAGCCUCUCCUUGAUGGCUGUGCCUCAGGACGGGGUGAAGGAAACUGGAUCAUUUGGGAAAUUGCCCAUUGAUUUUGACUUGAUUCCCCCUCCUGAAAAGUGCCCUCUAGAGUCUUUCAUUCAGUUGAAGUCUUACAUUUCAGACUCCAGUGGUUAUUCUUUGGAUGUAUCUACUGCUCAGGAUUUGUUAGCAGAGCGACCACAGACUCCUUUUCUUUCAGAUGGAAUUUGUGAUGCUGGAUUUUCUUUAGUUAUGACUCCAGAUCCUGAAUUUCUUGACUCAGAAGCAGAAGUGAAAAAAGAAACUGAAAAAGAAAAUUCUGCAACUAUGUUGGACACAAAGAACAGUGGAGCUCUGGGUGCAGUGAAUCCACCAGAAUCAAAUCUGAGAGCACAAUCCAAGAGAAAGGUCAACAUACCACUUGUGCAGAGUAAAAGGAUGAACCUGUGUCACCCCUUGCCCAAAAGAACUGCAUCUGAAACAGAUAAUGGGGUGCACUCUCCAACAACUCUUAAGUUGGUUAAAGGAGAGUUUCCUCAGAAAAAAAGAGGUGCAGAAGUGCUAACUGCACAGUUUGUGCAGACAACCAAAUUGAAUGAGACAAACCAAGAAGUUACUAUUUUUAAACAUAUUCCAGUGGCAGUGGAUGUUAAAAGGGCAAAGAAGCAAGAGAAAUCUCCAGUCAAAACUAAGCCGCGUGUGUCAAAAUCUCCACAAAAACAAAUGGUAAAUAUAGUAAAAGACAAAAGGAAUUCCACAAUCAGAAAGCAACCACAACCUGCCAAAAGAGAAACCAGUUUACAGCUUCAAUCAGAAAUUUCACCAGAUGGUCAAAAAGAUGGAAUUAGCAUAAAUACAGCACAACCAGAAUGUACUUCUAUUGCUCCCAAAGAUCUUCCUCAGAACUCCUCUUCCAUCUGUGACUCCCAGGCCCUAAAUAUGUUAGCUGACCUAGCUUUAAGCUGUGCUGCCUCUUCUAUACCAUCAUAUGAUCCUAGAAACCUUUCCUUCUCCACUGAAUUGCUACAAAAUGAUGUUUCACUCUCUAAAGAAAACUUACUGUAUUGUACCUCUGACCAUGAAUAUCAUAGAGGAGUUAAGAGUCAAAAGGGUGUACUACUACCGAAACCAUCCUCAGAUAGAAGGGACCAUUCUGAGUCGGACAUAACCAUUAACCAAGAAGAGAACUUGGGUGCUGGUAGUCAGGACCCUGCCAAAGCCCAGUCAGCACUCCCUGAAGAAGCUCUACCAACUUCAGCUACAAGCCAAAACCUAAAUGCUUUUGUUGCUGUGGAACAUUCAUAUGCCCUGCUCCUUCCAGACUAUUCAAAGAAACAUUUACACCAGAGGGGUUUACCAGGCCCUACCUUUGCCAAGAAUGGGACAAAAGGCCCUGAGGCUGGAACUCCAGUAGGAAAAGUCAUACCAUUUCGGCAUCUACAGAACAUUUCCCCUCUACAGAAGUUUCCAGACGACUCAUUGAUUAAGCGCAGAAGUCGAUUUGUAACUUCUAACCUGAAAGAUACCUGUUCUCAUACUGUGUCUAACUGUGAUGGCUCCUUGAAGGUCACUUUCAUAUGUGACACAGAAUAUAAAUUUAGUUUAGAUAGUAAAUAUACCAACAACCCACUGGAAAAAACCAUUUUAAGAGCAUUACAUGGGCCUUCGCUGCUUUUAUCUUGUGACCAGGGUCAUGAGCUUCUCCGACUUCCUUGUACAGCUCAUCGAGGGACCAUACUGAGCUGCAGAUUCUGGUGCCAUCUAGGCAAUCAGAAUAAAGUCGUACCGUCAUCCAGAAAAGUUGUGGAACACAGCAAUCCAGCAAAAUAUGUGUCUAUAAAUAGCACUUUAGACUUUUUCAACCUCAGUGAAAUGGAGGAGAUCUCCAGUGUAGAAAAAUGUUCUCUAGAUCCUCUGUUGGAGACUAAAGAAACAUCUGGAAGUCCUGCUAAAGCGUCCUUCCCUAGCUCUAACUGUGUGCUUCCAUUCGUUGCGUCACCAUCUGUGAGACACGUGGGGCUCGGUGUACAGAAUGAAGAGAAAGAAGAGUUGGCAAGAGAGUGUCGUCUGGGAACCUCCGAGAGCCAGAACUCCAUCUGUUCCUGUAAUAAUGAGCUAAGUGGAGAAAAAGCCAAAGAAGAAUUAUCAGAUAAGCCAAAGACUUCUAGUCUUGUGCUUUCUGGUACUAUAAGUAAGCAAACUAACAGACCUUCUAUUUCUGGUGAAGCUAAAACCUUUCAGCCACUUGAGAACACUGGAUUGGCCUCUUACAGUGACACUGUCACACAAGCCACAUUGCCGAGGACUUAUGAUGGGUCCAGCAGCCAGGCAGUGGUGUGUCAGAAGGUUUCUGUGUACAGCGCCUUGAAGAGCAAAGGUGCUCAUUUUCCUAGAACCAUGCAGACAGAAACAGGUGCUAUACCUGACCUCAGCCAGCAGAGCAGCCUCAUAAACAGUGAGUGUCAGCCCUCUCUGCAAAGGGUGGAUGAUGAGAACACGGAGUGUGAGGUGAUUAGUGUGGAGCCACUUACUCUUACUUUCGGAAAAAAUGCCUGUGAACAAAUACAUACAGAAGUGAACAUAGCCAACAACCCUCCAGCCUUUAAUACUGGGUUGAUGAAGCAAAUAUCACCUACCGUGAACAGUAAGCAUCCUAUAAUUUCAUUAGAAAAUGCACAAACACAAGGUCCCCAGGAAACUGUGCUGCUGACUGGGCAGUUAGGCACUAAGUACCUCUCUGCCUCCUCUAUAAGUGAAGAGAUGGUUGCUGACAAAAUGUGUUCCGAUCAGAAAGAGAUAGCUCCUGCAGUAUCAUCACCACCUGCUGAGAAACCAUCGGUAAUGGAAUCGCUGUCACUAGUUGACAGUUCGCGUUAUCCAGUUGCUAAUGACAUCAUUCACCACUCUCAAGCUGUCUGUGUGCAAACACCAAAUCUCCUUAGUAUAUCUUCAGAAGAGAUUAUAGAGCCACCCCAAGUUGAAGUAGCCUCACUAUCUCCCUCUGCUACCCCAGGAAAUUAUUCCCUUAACUGUAUCCCUCCAGAAAGCACUACAUUAGAUGGGUCUUUAGAACUAAGGAAUGAUGACAGAAGCAACCUCAACUGUGAAAAUACGAAUUUGGAAUCAUUUAAUUUAGUCCAUGACAAGCAAACCAGUUUAUCUAUGAAUAGGGAGGAGGUUGGCACAGAACUGUCAGUGGAAGGGUCUGAUAUUGACCUGACUCUAACAGUAUUACCACCUUCAAGUCCCAGGGAAGAAAUCCCAGCUGGCAGAGUAGAAGAACUACAGGAGUCACAACUUCAGAGUAGAACGAAAGAAAUAGUUAGGUCUAACGAGAAGGCAACCCUCAUAGAAAACAGAGAAGUAAAUUUAGCCAGGGAUACAUUAGUGCAUCCUACUAAGUCAGAAGAAUCAUUAGGAAAUGAGAAAAUUGAUAGUUCACAUCCGGUUACUCUAAUAUUUUCUAAAGAAAGUUGUGCCCUUGAGUUUGUAAAGGAAAUGAGUGUUACUUCUACCAUUCCCUUUGAUUCUCUAAUUGAAGAAGUGUCACCAGCUUCUAGUCCUGGCCUCCCAGUGUCUUCGGAAGAAAUAAGACCAUCUCAGACUGUGUCUCCCUAUAGUUCAAAAGUUGGUGGUACACAGUAUGAGAGAAGUAAUAAAUUCUCUCCGAUCAAGGUAGGAGAUUUACCUGUAACAGAAAAAGAAAAUUGUUUUGUUUAUUCCACUUACCCAGUGGGAAAAGAUGACUUAACUGAAAUAGAACAAAUUCAGCUCUCAGCUAAAAUGCCUCUAAUGUUAGCUAAUCGUCCAGAUACCCAAAGUAGACCAAUCCUUCCUGGUAAAGCAAGUGCAGGUAUUGUAGGUGGCCAUGGUGAGGGGUUAGCUUUCUCAGAAAAGGUGCAGCACUGUGGUGUGGAGUUAAGUAAGUCUGCCUCUAUUGCCAAAUGUGAAGGCGAUUUUAAACCUUCUCUUGAAAAACUGGCAAAACCAGGAAAUCCUUUGCAGCCAGUGCGUUUAGAGAACAGAAAUUUAGAUUUAAAGCACCUUCACUUAGAAUCCAGUAAGCCUCCCCUUAGUCCUAGAAACAUGAUUGAAAAUAAGUCUUUGGCAGACACUUUGGUUUCUAAAACUGACCUCAGUGGAAUAGUGAAUACACCACUAAAACAGACUAGCCCUGAAAGCAUUAUAAAAAAUAUCUAUGGCUGUGAUUUGAAAAUAGAUGCUGACAGUUAUAUACAAGUUAAGUCCACAAAUUCUGCCUCCAUUGAUGGAGCUGAUGUUACACAGGCAUACAUGCACCCAGAGUUUCCAAAGCUUGAUUUCCUCUCAGAUGGUGCUUCAAGACCACCAAGUGUAGCUUCAAGCUAUCAAACACAGGAAAUAUCGGUGGUCAGAAUGGCCCAUUUGCUUAAUGGUGAAACAGACGUAUUAUAUGACAGAAGCACAGGUCUCGGUGCUGUGAGCCUUCAUUCUUGCCCUUGUACAAAAGGUGAGCAAAAAACCCAUGUGCUACAGGGUACGUUGCCAUAUGAAAUGAAGGAGCAGUGGGAUGGUGAGGGUUUCCCUGUGUGUGCUGGUUCUGACCAGGACACAGCAAACACCAGUGAUAGUGUGGAUAAAGAUUCUUCAGAUUCCUUGGCUUCAGAAUCCUUUGACCCUGACCCAUGUAUAGUUUCUGAAGAGCAGAUGGUCAGGAAGAACACUAGUGGGAGGCACGGAGUCAACACAGGUUCUGAAACCCUUGUCAGAGACACUGAGAUGAGCGUGAACACUAAUAGGCACUGUGAGCCACUUUCUGGAAACUUGGAUGAAGACACUCUUGACUUUAGAAAUCCCAAGUUUGAUAAGGAGAAUUUGGGUCCUUUAAGGGGUAGUCGUGAUAGCAAAAAAGAAGAUGCUGCAAAAGAUAAUUACGACUCUUUCAUGAACUUAAACAAGAGACACAAUGAAGCUUGGGGCUACUCUAAUAAUAAAGACGUUUCACGGCUGGAGACAAGCAUUCCUCCCAGAAACUGGGCUCAGGGUCUAAAGACGGAUAAGUACAUGACAAGUUACGUGCAUAUCCCUGACUCCCAGGGGGUCCUCAGGACUUACGCCAACUUCACUGUCACAAGAGAGGUGGAAAGUGAGAGGAAAACCAGUCUGAAGAGCCAUCCACGUUCUGCAGAUGCCAACCUGCUCAGCUCCUGGACUUGGCACGCGGCAAAGGACCUCACCCAGAGCACUUUAGACAUUGAAUAUCUACGCUUUGCCCAUGAGGUAAAGGCAGUAGCAAAGGAUAGGUGCCCUCGGAAAUCUGCCUUAGAAUCUAACAGUAUCUUCUGGAAAGAAUCGUCUACCCCAGUUGGAGCUUUCCCUUCAACAAAAGUAUCUGAGAACUCAGUUUUCCACCCAGAAUCCAGAAGCCCUCUUGUGGUAACAGUUGUACAGUCCAGCAGCAGACAGCAGAACCCGCCUAAAAGCAAACUCUCACCCAGUGAUGUGCACAGUUCUUCCUCGGUUUGGAAAGAGAAAUGUCUCAGUAGAAACCUUACAAACACUGAAAGAAAUCAGACAGUUCCUUUCCACCUCAACAGACUAAGCUGCACAAGUACCUUGAAGGACUCUCAGAAUGAUAUCUCUCUUAUCCUAAAUGAAUUUGCUGAGUUUGACAAGGUGAUGAUUGACAGCAGCCAAGUUUUCCAAGAUGGAGAUGUCAGUGUGACCUCUGAAGAAGCCACAUCCCAGCGGAUGUGCCCAUCUUUCCCAAGACUGCCAGUCUCCUACAGAAAUCUGAUCACAGACUUCUGUGACAAUUUGCAUGUCAAACUAAAGAGUGUUACACAAGAGGCUUCUGAGGGUCCCUUCUGGUUCUACCUUGUUGAAACAGAGGAUAAGUCCUUCUUCUUACAAACAAAGAGCGUUCUGAAGAAAGGAGGACAUAGAGAAGUUGAACCUCAGCAUUUCUGUAAGGCUUUUGGCAGAAAGAAUGAUAUGCUAAUAGUUAUCAUCAGAAACGAAGAUAUAGCAUCACAUUUGCAUCAAAUUCCUUCUUUGCUGAAGAUGAAGCAUUUCCCCAACAUUACGUUUGCUGGAGUAGACAGCCCUAAAGAUGUUCUCAGUGACAGUUACCAAGAGCUGUUUCGCACUGGAGGUUUUGUGGUAUCAGAUGACAAGAUGUUAGAAGCUUUAACGUUAGCUCAGCUGAAGGAGAUCAUCCGAAUCCUAGAGACACUGAAUGGGAAUGGAAAUGGAAGAUGGAAGUGGUUGCUUCACUACCGAGAAAAUAAAAAGCUGAGGGAAAGUGCAAGAGUGGAUCCAAUUGCAUAUAGAAAAAACUUAAUACUGAAAUCAUAUCAAAGUGCAAAUAUCAUUGAACUGCUUCACUAUCACCAGUGUGACUCUCAGUCAUCAACAGAGGCUGAAAAUUUGAAAUGUUUGAUCAACCUGCAAAUUCAGCAUAUUAAUGCCAGGUUUGGUGUCUUCCUAGUAGAUAAGCCUACUUUUGCUGCCUCCACACAAGUCUUUGAAAACAGUGGAAUCCUUGUUACAGAUAUAAAUUACUUUAUUGAAAACAUACAAGGCCUAGCAGCUCCAUUUAGGAGUAGCUAUUGGUGACUCAACUAAGCUUGCCCAUACAUGGAGGACAGCAAAUGAAUGUCCUCUCACUUGAAAACUAAUGUUCUACAACUCUUUGAAGUUUUCCUCUUUUGUUGUUACUGUUCUUAGACAUCUGACUUCACCAUGGCAUAGUUGCAUUAGUUUGGGGUGGUAGUUUAAAAUAUAAAUUAUUUUUAAAAUGCCUUCAAAACUUAAUUGAGCCUACUAAAGACAAGAACUUCAUGUUUACAUAGAACAGCAAUCAACUUUAACAAACCUUUGUUUUUCCAAGUUAACGUAAGAAAAACAUAAGCAGCAUCGUGUUUCAGAGGCUUUGCCACAUUUGUAAAAAAAUGUAUUUAUUGUUUCAUUUGUUGUAUAUAAAGGAACACUACACAAAGUUGAAACACUUUUAUAAACGGUACAAAUUUGUAAACUUUUCCAUUUUCUGUUUUUGUAAGUACUGACUGCACUACAAAAACUCAACCCUGGAGAAAAAGUAAUCAUUUAUUUAUGAUAUUGGAAAUCAUUUCUUUAAGGCACAAAACUCAGCAAAGAAAUUUGUAAGAUACUAUUUGGAGCAAAGAUUUUUAUAACUAGUUUGUUUCUUUUUUAAAUAAAGUCAUCUAAAAA
Molecule: messenger RNA, 8817 nt
Organism: Perognathus longimembris pacificus (Pacific pocket mouse)
Lineage: Eukaryota; Metazoa; Chordata; Mammalia; Rodentia; Heteromyidae
Gene: Tasor2
Product: transcription activation suppressor family member 2
Exons: 27
Coding region: 1-8202 (2733 amino acids)
Biological process (GO): negative regulation of gene expression, epigenetic
Cellular component (GO): nucleoplasm
Source: RefSeq, a predicted model, not a curated record